AUUUGGCAUUUCGGGAUUAUAUUCCACCGACAUGAGGUGAACAGCGUAAUUAUCGGUGGUUACUUUCGAAAAGAAACAAAGCAUACGAUGGGAGAAGAUUUGCAAUUAUAAUUCUUCAAUGUUAGCUCCUACCUGAGUUUCACAUUUGGUUGAAAAGGGUACUACUUUCGGCCUAUUAUGUCCGCAGGUUCUGGAGAUAAAUUGUCGAGUGAUCUUCCUUCUACACAGGUUGAGAGCACUACUACUACCACUACCACAGGAAAUGGGCAAAGUCCCUCUGAAACUACCACCACUUCAAGCUCCAGAUCCCAGUAUGUGGUGGCGGAGGAGUAUACAGUGGGAGUACCACUGUUUCGACCAAAGCAAGAACUCCUUACAUUUUUGCAAUCAGUUGGAGCCACAGGAGAAAUCUUUACAAGAAAAGAGAUCUGCCAGUUCCUGAAGCAGUACAUUGGGAGCCACAGCCUGUAUGACCCUUGUGACCCACGACUCGUCUACUGCCAGGGGACAUCACUGGGACAAGUGUUUGGGGUUGAUAAGUUUACCAUCAGCGAUGUGCUGGAUCUCAUUGGGAAAAACUGUUACCAAGUCCCAGAUACUUGCAUCAAACGUAAAUGUCAUUAUGUGACAAGGCCUUUACAAGGUAACCAUGGCAACCCAACUGGACCUGCCCAGUCAGCAGUACCACAUCCUAUCUUCCCUAGCCACCAGGGAGUUGCUAGUUCCGGAAGUGGUUCCCUAACGAUAGAGGUAUGUCGGGCAUCACCAAUUGUUACCAGUAGUACUGGCCCACAUACCACCUCUAAGGGACGAAAGUCACCCAAAGGUGCUGGUGCUGCAGAAGAAGCAACUUCUCACCCUCAGGACAUUGCUCCAGUUGGGACAGGCAAGAUGUCAUCAAAAACCAGCACAAAAAGGAAACGUAAAGAUACUGGAGGAUCAAGUGGAUCUUCGGACAACAAGCGACGCCCAGCUUCGGUCAGCAUCACCUACAACGAGCCUGACACAGAUGGCUCUAGGUACCCUUGGUACUUUCAAGUCAAGAUGGAGACGACGGACGAGGAGAGUGAGGUUCUAAGUAUACAGGGGAAAGAGACGACGCGAGUUGAGGACUCAACAGAUGAUAUGUGGUUUGUGGAGGAGGAUGAGUCCGUAACUGUUAACUCUCUUGCUGUAGAUGUAGAUUCUGAUACUUUCUCCGUUGAGUAUGAGCUGGAUUCAGAUGACACUGACAACAGCAAUUCUUCUGAGUCAUCAUCACCAUUUUCUGGAGGGGAUGUGUUGGUGGUUUGCAAUGACAGUGAUGUCCAGUUUUGGGCUGACCACUCUAGUGGACCAGAGACAGACACAGAGCUUUCAGAUGAGGACAAGUGGUCUUGUCAAGAAUGCCAGACAAAGAAUUCUCCAACGCAAAGGUACUGUUCCCGAUGUUGGAAACUGCGUCCUGAUUGGCUGCCAGACCGUGAGAAUGAGAAGCGUCCAUCCAGGUUUAGUAAGAGGCGGGUUAAAGCUGUCCCAGGUGAGGUGUCAUCAUCGGAUGGAGAAUUACUGGAUUCUGGUGUUUACACAAGUUGUAGUUCUGUCACGCCGACAUGCAGUCAAACAACCACUGAAAAAUUAGACACACUUGAAGAGUCUAAAUCGCACAAACAGGAAACGAUAUCAUGUCCAGAGAAAGAAAUCUCACUAAAAGACAGCCCACAGGCGAAGUUUAUUGGAAUGAGGCGAACUUUCCUAAAUUAUAGAUCUUUGAGCAAUAGUUCAAAAGAAAAAGAUGAAAUAUUGACUGAAAAUUUUGUUGAAGACAAGAUCAUUCAACCAAACACUGAAUCUCAAGCAUCAGAAAAAUUGUCUUCAGGAGAAACAAUGGUAUGUGGUCCUGAAGAAAAGGUUUCACAGCAAUCAAAUAACUCCAGAUCAAGUAUGAUUCUGCAACCAUUGCCUAGCGAUAUGUGUAUGACGUGUCUGUGUCGUCCUAAAACAGCGAGCAUCAUCCAUGGCAGCACAGGGCAUCAAGUUUGUUGUUUUAAGUGUGCUCGUCGGCUGAAACGUCAGAGGAAACCCUGUCCAGUUUGUCGAAGACCUAUACAGAAAGUUAUCAAAAACUUCAUUUUGUAAAACUGAUGCUGCAAAAUAACUUUAAAUGUCAUUUCAUCUUGCAAAAAUCUCAGUUUUUACCUCAUCCUUCCAUCAAAUGUCUGAUUAUUUUGUUUUAUGUGAAAAAAUGUAAUUUUUAUUUCUAUAUAUUUCCAAUAUUUUGGUUUAUUUAUAGUGCGGUACAUUGUACCAUCAAAUUGGAACUUCAUACAUGUAAUCAUUCCUUGGAUGUUUAACUAUUUAAUGCAUAAGAAAUGUAUCCUGAUAUUUAAUUCUAUUUUGAUAAAAAAAAUAAACUUAAUUGCUUAUAUAUUUAUUUAAAAGGGAAAGCCUAAUUAGUUCAUAGAUAUAUUUAAAUUAGGAUCGUCAGACUUCCUAAAAGUGUCAUUUUUUGCAUAUUCAGACAUAAUGAUGUUAUUAUAUUAGGUAAUGCACAGCUAUUAGAAUAAAUAUUUAACAAGGACAAACAAAUUUUGUGUAGGUUUUCUAAGAAUCAAAAGUACUGAGAUUGUAUUUAACAACUCUCUGACAACAGAAUCCCUAUACAUUGUUCCUGUUAUUUGACAAUUAUGGCGUUGAUGUAGCUGUUCAGCAGUUCAGUUCUGAUCUCAUCUCGUUCCUACUUGUAUCCAUAAAGAAAUUAAACAUUUUUUUGUUGUGAUUGAAAAUUAAAUAUGAAAAUAGAUGAACAAAACAAAUACCAAAUAAUACUUCAGAGAUGAUUUAAUAAAUUUUUCCAACAUUCACUCAAGUAUUUAUGAAAAUGAAUUGUUGGAACUGAUAGUGAAAUUUAGCACCAAACCCUUGGAUGUUAAUCAGUGGAACUUAAGUGCAGCAGUUUUAAUAUAUGUUAAGGUUUUUCAUCUACUGUAAACAUGAUAAUGUAUAUACUGUACAUACAAUCAUUAUAUUUAGCCAAAGUUUCCUUUUGCCCUGGACAUUAGACUUUUUGACAGACAUGUUUUGUAUAUAUCAGUCAAAAUGUCUACCGUCUGUUGUGGGUGACCGAGGAAACUUGGGCUUCCUGAUAUUGUAGUAAUUAUCAAUGCAAUGCUUUUCAAAAAUGGUACUUGCGUUUUAUUGGGUGUUUGUGUAUGUCUGUUUUCACACUACCUCAAAUAAUUCCCAGUGUUCAAAUUUCUUUCUUCUUCAAGUGAUUUGCUUUUGGUUUCAAUUAAACCAUAUGUGUUACUGUAAAUGUGGACAUUUCAGUGGUAAUCUUAUUUUAGCACUUUUUGAGCUGAAAUAUUGCGCCAAUUUAAGUUUUUGGUAUACAUUCAGUAAUCAUUGCAGAUGUGCUAAUUUAUCAUAGUGUAAUUUGCCAAAAAGUGGUCAUGUGCUCAAAUUUGAUCGCAUCAAAUUAGUUUAUCUACAGUAUGUUUAGUUUAGAUAAAAUUGGAAAGUUGUUCAAGUUGAUCCAGGCUUUGCUUUUAAAUCUUAUGUUAAUAAUAUAGAAUAUGUCUUAUAGCAAUUGACGACCAGGAUAGUGCAAUGUUAAAAAGGUAAAAUGUGUUCCUAUUUUUACAAAGGCCAUUAUCAUAAUCAUCAUUUAUUUUCAUGCAAAGUUUUUUUACAGUUCAAUAUGAAGCUAUUUUGUUUUCAAAAUUUUCUCAACAUUAGGGUUUUCUGGAUACCAAGAAAUUAUUUUAAUUUUUAUUGAACGAUGAUUCAUAGUACAUUAUUGUACAUCAAAGUGUCUGGUUGUAUAAUAAACAGUGGGAAAUAUUACUUUCAAUGGUUAAUAAAUUUCUCGGUUAACUUGAAAACAGGUCAAUAAUUGUUUUAUAAUAUGAUGACAACCCAUGCUUCCAAUUGGUCAAAAAUUUCAGCACAGAUUAGUGGAUUGUUUUACUUGUAUGUGAAAUGCCCUACAUGGGUUAUACUUUUAUGUUUUCAAGUCCAUGUACAGAUUCUUCCUGUUACAGUGUAACAUUACAAUAUAUAUUUAGACCUAUAAGAGGUAUUUUUACCAAUCAGUUUGUAGGAAAAACAUUAGUCUUAUAACAGUUCUUGUUAACCUUAAUACACGUCACACAGUUUUAGAGUGAUUAGUCAUGUUUUUCUCCUGGGUUCAUAGUGCUAAAGAGCUGCACAUAAAAGUGUUAAAUUGUACUUUCUCAUUUAUACAAAUUUUUGUAUUUAAGUGUACAUGUCAUUUUACAUGUGUAAGCCAAACAUGUACAUCUUGGUGUGUAUAUGUUAUCUUUUUAAAACAGAAUCAUUUUUAAUAAAAAAAAUUCAGGAAGAAAUGAAAUUUGUAGUAAAAUUCAGGGUUACACAUAUUAAGUUAUGUGAGUUGGGUUUAGUUGUGAAACGGAAUGAAACCCCUUUUUGCUUAGGACUUUCUAGUUAAAUGGUAAUGGUUAAUUUAUGAAAUAUGGACAGACUUACUGAUCAUAGUUUUGUUUCCUUGCAAGCCUUGACAAGCCUCCUGAGGCCAGUAUUGAUGACUUCGGGUCUGAAAUUUUACAUUUAAAAUCUUGCCAAAAUGGUUUUUUUCAUGGCCCAUGCUUGUAUGGAAAAUUGACAUAUAUAUGUAUGUGUUGUUGUAAGCUGCUGUCAACAUUUUAUUUGUUAAUAGGACAAUAUAUACAAAAAAAUGAAAAAUAUUCUUUUUUUUUUAAAAGAUAUAUUAAAAUCUGUAUAAGAUGAGCAUGGAUCAUUAUUGUCAUGUCUGUCCAUCUGUUUCAUGGUCAUUUUGUUAUAUAUUUUCUGUAUAUUGUUAACUGGUAUAAAUAAAUGUUGUACUUGAA
Molecule: messenger RNA, 4850 nt
Organism: Ylistrum balloti
Lineage: Eukaryota; Metazoa; Mollusca; Bivalvia; Pectinida; Pectinidae
Product: protein Mdm4-like
Exons: 11
Coding region: 178-2118 (646 amino acids)
Biological process (GO): regulation of cell cycle; negative regulation of apoptotic process
Cellular component (GO): nucleus
Molecular function (GO): ubiquitin protein ligase activity
Source: RefSeq, a predicted model, not a curated record